UUAAUAAAAAAUUAAUGAGACAUACUGUUGACCUGAGGGCACUAACAAAGACCCCGCCCCCUACUGCCAGCACUGCAGAAAAGACCAAAGCCAUAGAAGAGAACAUGUUACUAGUAGUUGAAUCAGCUCGAGCUAUUGGUUGCUCUGUUACUGAUAAUAUGGUGGAGGAACUAACAAGAGGAGACGAAGGAACAAUUGAUAAACUAAUAAUAGAAUUAAUUAAAUCUCGUGUAGUCCAUAUGACUGGUAUGGAGGAUGAGCCUUCAAGUACUUUUAAUGAUUUGAGUACUUUAAUGUCUAAACUAGGACUGGCCUAUACUGAUAGUGAGGAGACUAAUGGAGGAACUGGAACUGACUCAAGUGAUGGAGGAGGAGGUUUAGGAGGAGGUGUAUCAAGAUCAUGGAGAGAUGAAGCAGUUAAUGUUAGUAGGUAUAAAGAUGGAGGACUGAUGGUAAGGAUUGAUGAUGAAUAUACACCUCAUUCAGUUACUGGAUCAUGGAGGGAGGACAAGAAAACACCAAAAAUAGGUACAGUAUCUGAUAUUAAAGUAUAGCUUUAAUUUGACAGUGCUUCAAGACUGAUUUACAAUAAUAUACUAGAUCUCAGUAACCCUAGUCUUGAUGCUAAUCUGUCAUAUGAGGAGAGGGCAGCCAUUAGAAGAGCUGAGAGGGAGAGGAGAAAGAAAGA
Molecule: messenger RNA, 688 nt
Organism: Amphimedon queenslandica
Lineage: Eukaryota; Metazoa; Porifera; Demospongiae; Haplosclerida; Niphatidae
Exons: 4
Coding region: 15-554 (179 amino acids)
Source: RefSeq, a predicted model, not a curated record